This is a messenger RNA of Drosophila elegans, 550 nucleotides long. RefSeq lists its product as uncharacterized. Lineage: Eukaryota; Metazoa; Arthropoda; Insecta; Diptera; Drosophilidae. The record is from RefSeq and is a predicted model, not a curated record. Bases 10 to 492 code for a protein of 160 amino acids. The transcript has 3 exons.
ACCUACACCAUGGCGUGUCGCUGCAGAUAUCUGAAACAGAUCUUCACCAACUGCUGCUUCUGCUAUUCCCUGCGAUUCGGGGUGCUGCUCUUUGGCUGCAUCUUCCUCACCUGGUUUGUCUACAUCACCAUUGGCACCGGCUUCAUGAUGGAGUGCAUCUUCCCGGCGGAGUACCAGCGGUCGAUCUUCGCAGCACCGGCUGCCCUCAAGGCCACUAUGGUUUUCUCCUUUUUCGGAAUCAUAGUCUCUGCAAUGCUCUGCCUUGGAGUGCAUAAUAACAAUGAGAUGCUCUUUUUACCCUUUCUGGGUUUUACGCCAAUUUGGAUACUGGUUCACAUUCUGUCCUUGACAGUCUAUGCCUUCAAUUGGGUGAUAAUAACCCUGACAGUCAUCACAAUGUUUAUUUUGCUGUACGCCUGGUUAGUGGUUUGGUCCUACUAUGUGGAACUUCUAUUCGCCUACGAGGAAGAAUUGGAAACUGGUUAUGUCUAAGAUCGAUAACUGAUUGUACAAUAUUUACAACUUUCAAAAUAAAUUUCUGUCAUUCAAA